AUGCAGGAGCAGGGGGACGCGGCGCUGGCACCCGGGGGCGUGUGGCAGCAGGCCUGCGAGAACUUCAACGGGGAGCAGCUGGCUUACGUGGCGGCGCUGGCGACGGGCGCCAAGCUUGCUUUUGGGGACCGGCCCAAGGAGAUCACUUACAGGCGCCUGUACGCGCUGCCGUCUCCCCAACAAAUCGACGAGGCCUUCGCCCACGAGAUCAUGAUGGUGGAGCGCGAGGUCGUCAUGUGCAAGGUGGCUGCUGACCUGGCCGCGGCGGAGGGCGGCGCGGUCGCGCUGGUGGUGGGGUCGGCGCACCUGCCAGGCAUCCAGUCUCUGUGGCAGUCCGGCACCUGGCGGCAGCUGCUCGCGGCCGACGACCUUGCAGCCAGCCCCCUCAUGGCCGCCCCCGAGCUCGGCCCCUCCGACAUGGCCGCCCCCGGGUCCGGCGCGAAGCGCGGCAUGCUGGACGCGGUGAUGUCACUCAGCGUCACCCAGGAGGUGCUGCAGGAUUUGGACAGCCACCUGCCGCCGGUGCCAGAGGACCAGGACGAGGAGCGACAGCUGGCAUUUGAAUUUUUCAGCGCCCAGAGGACGCAGCUGGCGGCGCUGCCGCGGGAGAUGCUGGACCGCGUGUGCGGCUGCGUCAGGGGCUGCGAGUCCGGGGAGAGCAUGUGGGACGUGCUCGCGCCGGUGCGGGCGGUGCGGCCGGUCAACGGGGGCAACGGGUGGGACGAGGAGGUGGUGGUGGCGCUGAGGGGACUGGACAUGUACUUGAGCGUGGGGGGCGGCGAGGAGGGCGAGGACGCGAAUAAUGCGGCCGCCCUCGAGGCGUGA
Molecule: messenger RNA, 825 nt
Organism: Monoraphidium neglectum
Lineage: Eukaryota; Viridiplantae; Chlorophyta; Chlorophyceae; Sphaeropleales; Selenastraceae
Exons: 4
Coding region: 1-825 (274 amino acids)
Source: RefSeq, a predicted model, not a curated record